Microthlaspi erraticum is the source of this 834-nucleotide messenger RNA. The record is from the annotation of a GenBank genome assembly. NCBI's taxonomy places the organism in Eukaryota, Viridiplantae, Streptophyta, Magnoliopsida, Brassicales, Brassicaceae.
AUGGCGGCGAAGGAGAUCGUCGACGGGAGCAAUUCUAUUGACGAAGGUUCCGAUCGGGAUCCAUGUCCAAUUUGCCUUGGAACCAUACUCGAAGAAUCCUAUCUUGAUACCUGUUUCCACAAGUUUUGUUUCAAAUGCAUCAAACAAUGGAUCAAAGUUGUUUCCAGCAAGGUCUCUAAGCAACUAUCUUCUGUCAAAUGUCCUCUCUGUAAGACAGAGAACUUGUCAAUCAUCCACAACUACGAUGGACACUCUUUUGAUCGGCAUUACAUCAGCCGAAAUAUUACAGAUGGCUUUGUCCUAACAAAAGAACAGAGAUAUAGGUUGCAAUGCUACUACACCGAGCCAGGUUUCUUGGCUGAUGUAUUUGAUGUUCCCCGGUUUUGGAAAUUGAAAAGAUUUCUCCAGCCAAACCGGAGUCUGGAAGCCUGGUUGAGAAGGGAGCUUCAAGCUCUUAUGCAAGACGAAAAUGUUGAUAUUGUGCUACAUCAUUUGGUCGGCGUAACGGACUCCUUCUGCAAAAGAAUCGAGCAGAGACACAAACAAGAAGCAAUCAGCGCAGAGACAAUUCAAGAACAAUUCAAAUCGGUGGUCUCAGAGGCAGCUCGACCGUUUGUAAUGGCGAGAACAGACCGGUUUGUGGAUGAGUUAGAGCUCUUCCUAGCAUCGGGACUGAACAUGGAGGCUUAUGACGCUGUCUACAAGCAGCGGUUAAGGUUGAAUAACCCAAAAGUGAUCGGUGCAGGUAAUGAAGCAAGAGAGGAAGAAGAAGCGGAGAACAGAAGAAACAGAGCAACUCCUUAUUUGUUCAUUUUCGACGAAGACUCGGACUGA